Messenger RNA from Ectocarpus siliculosus, 999 nucleotides. The record is from the annotation of a GenBank genome assembly. Lineage: Eukaryota; Phaeophyceae; Ectocarpales; Ectocarpaceae.
AUGAGCGCCACUGAUCUUUAUCUUCUCCAUGCCAAUGCCGUUCCGCUCACGGCUGACGGAAGAGUGCUCCAUCUCGAGUUGCGGUCCGGCGAAGUGGCCAACAACAUCGUCACGGUCGGAAGCGAGGGGCGCGGCGAGAUCCUUGCGUCACUCUUGGACGGCACCACCACUACCGCCGCCGGCACCCCGAAGGAUGACAACAACGACAACAUCAACGACCACGACAACAAUACCAAAAACGGCAGUAGUAGCACAACAACAACAACCACCAGGCGAAGCAAGCGGGGCUUCGUUACCCACACGGGGACCUACAACGGAGUGCCCGUGUCGAUCGUGCUGAUAAACAUGGGCUACCCAAACAUGGACUUCUUCGUGCGGGAGGUGAGGGCGGUGACGACGGGACCACUCCGCAUCGUCCGCCUCGGGUCUUGCGCCGGAUUGCGCCCCGACCUGCCCGUCGGCAGCGUGGCGGUUGCGAGCGAGGGCUCCGUGAUGAUUCGCCAAAAUCCGGACGCUUGGGAAGGGACGGCCGCGAGAGGAGAAACCCAAGGCGAGCCGUACCUGUUCCACGGGGUGGCCCCCGCAGACGAAGAGCUGUCCGAAGCGUUGCUGAAGGAACUCAAGCGCUCGCUGGAUGGCAAGGCGGGCGGCAGCGACGGUGGUGGUGGGACGGCCGUGGUGGGAUGCUUGAAUGCCUCGGCGGACAGCUUCUACAGCAGCCAAGGCCGUCUCGACCCAAGCUUCGAAGACCGCAACAGCGAUAUCUUGUCGAGUUUGCUAGAGCGACACCCCUCGGCGGGGAGCUUCGAGAUGGAGACGUUUCAGCUGCUGCACCUCGCUCGCCUCUGUCGAAAGAGCAAGGUGCAGGCGUCGGCCGCAACCAUAGUGCUUGCCAACCGGAUCGCAGACGAUGCUAUCGCAAUCGACAGGAUCUCACGGAUCGAGCGCGCAGCGGGGGAGGCCGCCUUACGAGCCGUCACGUCCUUCGGUGACCCCUGA